AAGGCCUUGGAGACAUGCUUGGGUGUCCAGCAUAGGCCCUCAUGGCGGUCGUCCUCGUCAAGCCCCAACACCAGCCGCCCGAUGGCCAGUGGCGUCCUGUCGCAGCUGUACCACCAGGGCGUGGAGGUCGACGCGCUGGUGCGGGUCGAGACGGACAGGAUGCGCGCGACGCUCCAGGAGGCUCGGCGGCGGCACGCGCGGGGUGUGGUCGCGGCCGUGGGCCGCGCGGCGGAGGCUCGGCUCCGCGCCGCGGAGGCAGAGCUGGAGCGCGCCCGCCGCCGCGGCGCGGAUCUGGAGGAGCGGCUCCGGCAGCUGGCCGGGGAGGGCCAGGCGUGGCUGGGCGUUGCCAGGAGCCACGAGGCCGUCGCCGCUGGCCUCCGCGCCACGCUCGACAAGGUGCUCCAGCAGCCCGCCGGCGGAGGAGAAUGCGGCGUGGCGGAGGACGCGCAGUCCUGCUGCUUCGUGGCAUCCCCGUCGGGGCUCGUCGCCGGCGACUCUCUCCUGUACGCACUCUCUCUCUCUCCUCCCCAAGCUGCUGAACGGCAUUCGCAGACGACGCCGAGGUUGUUACGAGGAUGA
Zea mays is the source of this 579-nucleotide messenger RNA. RefSeq names its product probable BOI-related E3 ubiquitin-protein ligase 2. Gene Ontology annotation, molecular function: ubiquitin-protein transferase activity. The coding region runs from base 82 to 579 and encodes 165 amino acids. The transcript is spliced from 2 exons. Lineage: Eukaryota; Viridiplantae; Streptophyta; Magnoliopsida; Poales; Poaceae. The record is from RefSeq and is a predicted model, not a curated record.